Enterobius vermicularis (human pinworm) is the source of this 864-nucleotide messenger RNA. The record is from the annotation of a GenBank genome assembly. Lineage: Eukaryota; Metazoa; Nematoda; Chromadorea; Rhabditida; Oxyuridae.
AUGAUAAACGCAUUCGCAAAGGCGUUGUCACUGGGUAAGGUGGUAUUCGGGACUUGUUCAGCUGCGGGUGUUGGUACUCUUAUAUAUGCCCUUGAGAAUUCAUUGACUGCCGAUGCAUUUGAUCUUAUUGUCCAUCCGGUUAAACUCCCAUGGUCGCAUUCAGGUCUUUGUGACUCCCUGGAUAUUGCAUCGGUGCGACGCGGUUGGGAAGUCUAUAAGCAAGUUUGUGCAGCAUGUCAUUCAAUGAGGUUCAUACACUAUCGACAUUUUGUGAAUGCCUUUAUGACUGAAGAUGAGGCAAAGGAAGAAGCUGCAAAUAUCAUCAUUACGGAUAUAGAUGAUGCAGGGGAACCUUUUGAACGGCCAGGAAGACUGACAGAUAACUUACGGUCUCCGUAUAGAAAUGAUAAGGCAGCUGCGAGUGCAAACAAUGGUAUCGUUCCUCCUGACUUAAGCUUGAUGACAUGGGCUCGCCAUGGAAACGAGAACUACAUAUUUUCUUUGCUCUCAAGCUACAUGGAUCCUCCUGCUGGAGUUAAGGUCGAUGAAGGGAAAGCGUAUAAUCCUUACUUCCUUGGUGGCGUGAUUAGUAUGCCGCAACAGCUGUAUGAUGAGGGCGUUGAAUAUAAAGACGGGACGGCAGCUACACAGACUCAACAAGCCAAGGAUGUCUGUACCUUUAUGCGAUGGGCUGCCGAGCCGUACCAUGAUACUCGAAAAAGAAUGGGCCUUAAGAUCGCCAGUUGCAUCCCCUUCGUCCUGUUCGUGUUGUUGUAUGGGAAACGACAUGCUUGGACUUUCGUCAAAAACCAGAAGUUCAUGUUCCGAACGGUUAAAGGACGUGAGCCACCAGUAGGCAAAUAG